Molecule: messenger RNA, 548 nt
Organism: Tuber aestivum (summer truffle)
Lineage: Eukaryota; Fungi; Ascomycota; Pezizomycetes; Pezizales; Tuberaceae
Source: the annotation of a GenBank genome assembly
CAUAUGAUGAACAUACUAGGCGGGUGCAAGAAAGGCCUCUUUAUUAUCCCCAAUUUGCCCAUGCAUCCUCUCUCUCUCUCUCUUUCUAAGAGUGGAGCGGUGUAUAAGAGCACUGUACUGUACAGCACCGUGCGGUCUGAAGCAUCCGUCUCACCUUGUCGAGAAAAGCAAAGAAAGAGCACGGGGAAGAAACGGAAGAAAGCAAGGAGAAAAAGAAAAAGAGAAGGCGGGGAAAGGGGGGGGGGCGUGGUUCUGUCCUGGAAAAAAAUGCAAAUCGAACCAGCAAGCAGGAAAGGAAGAAAUAUUAAAAAGGUAUUAUUAAUAAGGGGGGAAAAAGGAAAGUGGCGAUGGAGCGGGUUUUUCUGUGAAUCUUAUUGCCAAGAUCACGAUAGAUACCCGAAAAGCGCGGCGGGGUAAGUCCAGAUGAAAACUUUUACUUUUGGAACGAAGGGAGGGGUAAAUUGAGGGCCCGGUUGGAGUACGUACGUGUCCACGCACGUUUGGCAGUUGAGCUGUAUUAUAAUUGACCUCUUGGGAUGAGGGGCACG